Molecule: messenger RNA, 1656 nt
Organism: Ilex paraguariensis (yerba mate)
Lineage: Eukaryota; Viridiplantae; Streptophyta; Magnoliopsida; Aquifoliales; Aquifoliaceae
Source: the annotation of a GenBank genome assembly
CCAACCCCUCUGUGUCCUCUCUGUUCUGUUCCCUGUACUCACCUCUCUGCACAAUCUUGUCGGUUUCUCUUUUUCUGACUAUAUCCUAUCAUGGUGUUCUUCACUUCGUCUUCUUCUCUCUGAAACCCUCCUCCCUCCCCCUCUCUCUCUCUAUUCCUUUUUUUCUCCAUAUGUAUAAGAUGUAUACAUGUGAGAUAUAGAGAAAUAGGUCUAUAUAUAUGUGUGCAUUUUACAGGUUUGAAGUUCGAACCCAGAAAAGCCCACAUUGAUCGAAGCCCUAGAAAAUCAAAAAAAAUUCGUAUCAUGGGAUGUGCUCAAUCGAAGAUUGAUAACGAAGAGUCAGUUUCAAGAUGCAAAGACAGGAGGAACUUGAUGAAAGAAGCUGUUUCUGCUAGGAAUGCUUUCGCUUCUGGGCAUUCCGGCUACGCCAUGGCCCUCAAGAACACCGGCGCCGCCUUGAGUGACUACGCCCAUGGCGAGGUCGAAGAAAGGCACCACCUGGUGGGACCCAGUGGCAUUGGUGGUGACCCUUCUUCGGAUCAGCCACCGAAACCGCCACCGCCACCCCCCUUGAUGGAAUCACAACUCCCACCACCGCCUCCGCCUUUGCCAAACUUCUCUCCGGUCACGCCGCUUCAGCGUUCCUUGACCAUGCCGGAGUUCUCUGUCUCCAAAGUAAAUCGGAAAAUGAACAGUGUUGCCAUUGCUGAGGAUGACGAGGAAGUUGAAGAAGUUCCUGGUGAUUUGCAAAGGCGAAAAGGGCGUAGUGUGUCUCGGGAGAUUGAGGCGGAGACGCCGCAUUCACCGCUGCAAACUCCGGUCCCACCGCCGCCGCCGGAGUCGAAAGGGAUGGCGUGGGAUUAUUUCUUUAUGGUGGAGAACAUGCAUGGACCAUCAUUGAGCGAGGCUGAAGAUAUUAUUGAGGAAGAAGUUGAGAAUGUGGUUGAAAAUGAUGGUGGCGUUGAGCCGAAGACGCCGGAGAAGGUGGUGAUGCAGGGGUUUAUCACGGAGGAGGAGGAGGAGACGCCGGCGGUGGAGAAGCAAGAGAAACAGUUUAUUCAUUCGAAUACAGCGCCCCCGGGACUAAAGGGUGGGAAUAACGCUAUUAAGUUUGGGUCUAGUGUGGAUUUGUUGAAGGUUUUGGGUGAUGUUGAUGAUCAUUUCUUGAAGGCAUCAGAGAGUGCCCAAGAGGUCUCGAAGAUGCUUGAGGCAACGACGUUGCACUAUCACUCGAAUUUCGCCGAUAAUCGAGGACACAUUGACCAUGCAGCAAGGGUAAUGCGAGUUAUUACGUGGAAUAAAUCAUUUAGAGGUAUACCCAAUGGCGAUGGUGGGAAGGAUGAUUUUGAUGCAGAAGAGUAUGAGACACAUGCCACUGUUUUGGAUAAGUUACUAGCAUGGGAGAAAAAGUUAUACGAGGAAGUGAAGGCUGCUGAGCUUAUGAAGCUUGAGUAUCAGAGGAAGGUUGCCCUUUUGAGCAAGCUGAAAAAACGCAGUGCUAGUUCUGAGUCGUUAGAGAAGACGAAAGCUGCGGUUAGUCAUUUGCAUACAAGAUACAUAGUUGACAUGCAGUCUUUGGAUUCAACGGUCUCGGAAGUAAAUCACAUACGUGAUGAUCAAUUGUAUCCAAAACUUGUUGCUCUGGUUCAUGGGUAA